Messenger RNA from Exophiala bonariae, 978 nucleotides. RefSeq lists its product as uncharacterized. NCBI's taxonomy places the organism in Eukaryota, Fungi, Ascomycota, Eurotiomycetes, Chaetothyriales, Herpotrichiellaceae. The coding region runs from base 1 to 978 and encodes 325 amino acids. Gene Ontology annotation, molecular function: methyltransferase activity. The record is from RefSeq and is a predicted model, not a curated record. The transcript has 2 exons.
AUGAACCACUUUCGGGCGUUGUUGAAUGAAGCCACUGAUCUUGUUCCCACCUUCAGCGCCGAUGAUACCGCGUCUUUGACAACAAGCAUCUUCAAUUACCGCUGGGAGAACGGCCGUCGUUACCAUGCAUUUCGUGAUGGCGAGUACUGGUGCCCUAACGACGAAAGUGCAGCGGAACAACUCGACCUUGGCCACCACAUCUAUUUGAUGCUGCUCGACAACAGACUAUUCCUUGCUCCAAUCACGACUGAACCGCAGAAGGUCUUGGAUAUUGGUACAGGCACAGGUAUAUGGGCAAUUGAUUUUGCCGAUGCUUGCCCAAAUGCUAUCGUGAUCGGCACCGACCUAAGUCCGACUCAGCCAACUUCUGUACCCCCAAACGUGCGGUUUGAAAUCGACGAUGCUGCCUCUGAGUGGACAUUUCCCAAGGAAUCUUUCGACUUCAUCCAUGUUCGAGGUCUCUUUGGGUGCCUCCGCAAUUGGCCUGCUUUCUACCAACAAGUGCUUGCACACCUCAAACCAGGUGGUUACUACGAACAACUUGAAUGCUCUGUGGAAUGUCACGCCGAUGAUGAUACAACCCCUCCUGGUUCUCCACUAAGGCGUUGGGGCGAGCUUUUCCAUGAGGCUGGCCGCAGAAUGGGCAAGCCCGUUGACGUGAUUGAUCGUCAAUAUCAGUGGCUGAAGGAUGCCGGCUUUGAGGACGUACAAGAACAUCGGUUUAAGAUGCCGGACGGACCAUGGCCAGCCGCCAAAACUGAGAUUGGGAAAAAGCUGAAACAGAUAGGCAAGUGGAGAUUGUUGGAGGUGGAAGCGGGAAUGGAAGGCUGGUCCAUGGCGCUGUUCACCCGAGUACUUGGUAUGUCAUAUGAGGAAGUGCAAUUGUUCUUGGUGGAAAUGAGAAACGCUUGGAGGGAUAAUCGCGUGCAUGGUUACACUCGGGUCGGAGUUGUCUAUGGCCGGAAACCGAUGCGGUGA